Molecule: messenger RNA, 6639 nt
Organism: Strigops habroptila (Kakapo)
Lineage: Eukaryota; Metazoa; Chordata; Aves; Psittaciformes; Psittacidae
Gene: SPRY3
Product: sprouty RTK signaling antagonist 3
Exons: 2
Coding region: 145-1065 (306 amino acids)
Biological process (GO): negative regulation of MAP kinase activity; negative regulation of fibroblast growth factor receptor signaling pathway; negative regulation of Ras protein signal transduction
Cellular component (GO): membrane; cytosol
Source: RefSeq, a predicted model, not a curated record
UCCCGGCUCCGCUCAGCCAUUAUCUGGGGAGCGGAUGCCGGGGCUCUGUGGGACUGCUAAUGGGCCGGUGCCAUUCCAGCGGGAUGACGCCACUUAGGAUUUGUAGAUGUGCCCUGAUGCCGCAGGGUCUCCUCGCUCCUGGAAAUGCAGCUCUCUUCCAGUGUGGCUGAACUCAGCUGUGACGAGACGAUGGACCCACCCGCGGAGGACUUCCAGCAGGUCCUGUCCAUCGACCAAAUCCGCUCCAUCCGUGCCAGCAACAACUAUGUGGAGAGACCGGCUGUGUGCUUCCAGCAAGCCCGCUCCAACCCAUCCCUGUCCCAGCCUCCGCACAAGCAAGAGUGGUCCCAGGACCGCCUGGUGUCUUCCACCUUCCAGGACCUGCACCGCAGCCACAGCCAACAGCACCAGAUGCCACCUUUGCAACAACACAUGAGCCACUCCAGCACGGCCAGCUCCGUCUCCCAAAUCACCACGGCCUCUGACCAGCGCCUCCUGAGCAGCCUCACGCCUUCCCACUCUGGGCACUCCCUGAUCCGGACGCAGCCACGGGCCGGCGAGCUGAAAGCGGAGGAGUCUCCGCUGAAGGGGGUGGUGGCGAAGCCACCCCUGCAUCCCGGGCACCUCUUCCUCUGCGAGGAGUGCGGGCGCUGCAAGUGCGGGCGCUGCACGGCUGCCCGCAGCCUGCCCUCCUGCUGGCUCUGCAACCAGCGCUGCCUCUGCUCCCCCGAGAGCCUCCUUGACUACGGGACUUGCCUCUGCUGCGUCAAGGGUCUCUUCUACCACUGCUCCACUGACGACGAGGAUACCUGCGCCGACGACCCCUGCUCCUGCGGGCCGGGGUCCUGCUGCGCCCGCUGGGCUGCCAUGAGCUUCCUCUCCCUCCUCAUGCCCUGCCUCUGCUGCUACUUUCCUACCCUGGGGUGCCUCAAACUUUGCCAGCGGGGUUAUGAUGGCCUGAAACGACCUGGCUGCCGCUGCCAGAGCCACACCAACACGGUCUGCAGGAAGAUCUCCUCCUCCAGCGGCACGCCUUUCCCCAAGACGCUGGAUAAGCCGGUAUGACCCUCCAGGGGAGGAGAAGCAGGCUUUACUCCUCUUCCUCCUCAUCCUCCUCCUCUUCUCACCAUCCCCCUCCUCUUUCAGCUUCCCUCCGCUCUGCAGCGCUCCCCCCUACCCACCAUCACCUCCCGGAAUGAGACUGGUGAGCUGGGGGUCCUGCAGAGGGGUGGCCAGGGGAGCUGGCACCCGCCGGGGGGCAGUGGUGGUUUUGCACAUGCGGGAGAGGGACCAGGAAAGGAAAAGAGGAGGAAGACCGAGGCAGGGGGUGUCCUCAGGACUCUGCUCUCAGAGGGUUUUCAGAGCUGCCACUGCCCCAUGGUGCAGUCCUUCCCCAUGGGGGGACAAGUCAGGUCAAUGCAUCCCCUGUACAAGAGUCCUCCGGGAGCCAGACCUCUUUCUGUCUCUGGCACUUUCUUUGGGUGGCCUCUCUGCUCUUACGUGGCUUUAAAUCUGCUUUCUCCAAGGGCUGGGGUGAUGCAGGGUCCUGCCGGUGGCAGUGGCUUCCAUCUGGGCUUGGAAGCCUCUGGGAGAAGGAAGCGAGCUUCAAAAUGAAGUGGCAUCGUAUUUUUCUGUCGCAAAGAGGAAGGGAAGGUGUGGGAAGCUUUAGAAACCUUCUGGCAGGGGAAGGAGCUAUGGGAGGCAGCCCAGCCCACUCGCUUCUGCCCGACUGCAGCGAGGGAAAGGUCCCCUCUGGGAUUUGGCUGAGAACAAGAAGCCGGGUUGAAAUUGCCAUUCAUUUCUCAAUGCCUUGAAGGGCUGCCUCCAGAGCACAAACCCCGGCUGGAUGGAAGCUGCUGCCCGGCUCCAUCGGUGCCACAGGCACCGAGAGCCCUGAUCUGGUACCUUCCACCAGUGCUGAAUUCACUUUAAACAAAAUGAAGAUCACAAACACAUGUGUGCAGCCUGUGCUUGCCUUGCCGGUCCCAUUGGUUAGCACCCACCCGGGGGGGGGGACUCCUGCACCUCCUGCUAUGGGCUGGAGGGAAACAGAGGGCAAAAAGGGGGGUUGGAAGAUGAGACCCCGACCUUCCCUCCCUGCAGAAGUUGCCUUUGAGUCUUCCCCUUGCUUUCGUUGCCCCACCGGUCUGUCACACCAACACCAGUGUGAUGCUGGUGGGCAAACGCUGCGGGCACUGCUGAGGGUGUUCCUGUGGCAAAGCAGAGAUGGGUCUGAACCAAGCCCUGGGGCUGGGCCAUCUGCAGACCAGGAGGAAACCUGACUCAGGGUCAGUGCUUCAUGCUUUGCUUGCUGUGAGAAUAAGAAGCCCAACCUGUUGCUGCAGUUAUGGGGAGCUCUUCCUGGCCCCGGACUCAGCCCCAUCGCCGCUUGGAAACGCACAGUGCCAGCUCUCAGGGGUAACCCUGCUGCCAUCAGCCCAUCAGCCAGGGGAGCUGCAGCUGGGAGGACGUCCCAGUGCUCAGCUCUUCCUGCUGGUCCCUCCUCCAAGGCGUGUGAGAGCAGAGGGAAGCAAACGGAUCCCCUGGAGAAAUAUAUGCAACAUGUCCCCUGGCUUUCUCCAAGUCCCUGCCACCCAGGGCUCGUCCGUUGCCUUCCCUCAGCCACCUCUUUACGUAGAGUUCUGUGGAUCUAUUUUUGUAUAUAGAAAUAUAACGUUAGGAUGGGUAGGUCUAUUACUAAUAAUAUUCAUGAUACUGCUGUGAACGGUGCCAGAUGCAACGGUUGGCUUCCCGGUACACUUGCACAUGCUGGAAGAUGAUUUCCUAGUCUGGUUCUUGCUAAUCCUAGACCUUUGGUUCCCAGGUAGAUGGGACAGGGGGAAAGGGAGGUUUACAGCUUGUCCUGGCGGGGUCUGCUUUGCAGGGAGAGGGUAGGAUUUAGUGCUGGCUCUGGGGUGAGGCAGGAGGUAGGCUCUCAUCAUGGGAUUCCUCUUCCCAUACAUUUGCUGUCUAAAAAUCGUGGCUGAUCCAAGCUCCCUCCGUUGCAGAGAAAAGCAGAUUCAGAGAGUGAUUCAUCCCCCUUGAAAACAUUAUUCAUUAAAUGAUGUUCUGGUGGUGCCUGUCUCCUUCGACUCAAAUAGGACCCAAAUACUGGAAGUCCAGGUUCCCUGUGGAAGGGGAGAUGAAUCCCAGCCCUGGUGUGAGGUUUGUGCCUGGGGCAUGUUGGGGACGUGACUGAAAUCCUCACCGUCAUUGCACCUAGAGCCCAAGGGGGGAUGUUGAAAGAUGCUUCCUUUGGUCAAAGAUGGAGAGACUGCUGCCACAAGCUGUGGGAAAUUCAGGAUGGUACUCUGGGUUGUAGUGAGGAUCUCCUGGCAUGAAGAACAGAGAUGGCCACAUCUGUGUGGUUUCUAUGUCCUCUGAGGCCAGCCCUGAACUCUGCAAUCAGCUGGGUUUUAGGGCAAUGAUCUUCUCAGAGGAUGCCCUGUAGGUGCGUCACCCCCGUAAGCUCAGUCCAUGUCCCUGUGGCAGCACUUAUAUAUUGCAAUCACAUUUAUCCAUAUGCCAAUAAUCGCUUGGCUCCUCACUUCCAAGUGAUGCCUGGGGGAGAGACUUCCACCAAGAGGCACCCUCCCUCCUGAGCGCUCAGUUCCCUUCUCUACUGGUGCUGAUUCAACUCCUUCUUCCUAAAAGUAUUAAACCUUUUUGUUUUUAGGGAAAAAAGGUUCCUUUUUCACUGAGGAUUUGAGGAAUGGUCUCACUCCAAUGAGAAUGUGAAAUAGUUCAUUGAAACUUUUGGACGAAAACUAAUGAACAGAAUUUUCCAACUUGCUCUACUUUGAUAUAUGGUGGGGUUUUUUUUUUCCUCCUCCUUUUUAAAUGGAUCCUACUUGUAAAUUUAGUUACCACCUCUGUAUCUCUGCAAUUCAUUGCUUCCUCUCCUGAUGGUGGAAUGACUCAACAUGUGAAGCUUCAUCAUUUUCACGGCCUCCAAAGUCAUGCAGGCACGGGGUGACCUCCCCCAGGUGCUGGAGCUGUUGGAUGAGGAGAUGGGUGUCCACGCACCCGCUCCCCAGAGCUUUGCCCAGCCAAGCCCUGUGCUGCUCCUGCAGCUCAUUCACCUUCAGGCCAGGACUCCUGCAGUAGCCUUCUACCUAAUGGGCUUUUCCUGGGCCAGUGCAGGAGCCCCAGUUCUCCCCAGGGAUGGUGCCAUAGCAGGGUGCAGGGCUGAGGGGUCUGGCCACAUCUCUCCGAUGUUUCAUCUCCAAGAAAUGAAAAACCUGUGAGAUACAUGUUAUGAAAUAGGGGGCAUGUAGAAGGGGAAUUGGAGAGGAGGAGAGCCCCAGAUGAGUGCUGUCAGACCAGCGCAGGGCUUUGGUUUGGCUGUGUUGAGCUCAAAAUGCAAAGCCACAUCUAGGACUUGUGGUUGCAUGGGCUGGAGAGGUUUAGGGCUGUUGGCCUCUACCCUGCUCACAGGGGCAGGUGGCUUCACGUGGGGUUACUGCUUCCCACUCCAUCUGGAGGGGUCUCAUCCAGCUCCCAUUCCUUGCUCUCAGCAGAAAGGGCAAGUCAGGAUCUGCCAGAAGCAAUCCAAGGAGGCCAGCUCUGGUUCACAGGACUCAUGUGGUGUCAGGAACGCUGUGGGUAGCCUCUGAUCAUAGUUUUUUUCCCGAGCUUUUCCUAACAUCUCCAGAGCACUCCCUCCCCAUCUCCAGCUGCCAGAGUUUGGUUUCCCUGCAGAGAGGGCUCCAGAUCUGGUUGGGGCUGUGAGCCCCUUUCCUGCCCCACCCUGCAGUGAGUCAGAUCACAUCUGCUCUAGCUGUUUGUUUGCAGCUGCCUGUCCCGGCAGUUUGGGUCUGUCUCUGUCCUGACGUGUCUUUCUUGGUUUUCUUUUGAGAGAGUCGUGUGUCGAGUCCUCCCUUUUCCAUGGGAGCUGGCAGGGAUGGAUCCGCUCCGCCAGGGAACGGCUGCUGUGUUCUGUGUCUCUGCUGGUUGUGGGCUCCUUUGCUGGGAAACAUGCGGGGAUGUAGGGAGGAUUUAGGUGGGGAAAGGGAGGCUCAGGUGCCAAAGGAGCAGGAGGCAGGAGGUGCUGAGCAAGACCUGUGCUCCCCCCGCUCUGCUCCCUGUGCAGGAGCCUCCUUUUCCUACCCAGACCUCCAAAGCUCCAUCCACACAAGAGGUCCUGCUGGUGCUUACUUUCUCCGAGGCUUCCCUUGGUCUCGCUUCCCUCCUUCCCUGCUGGCCCCUGUACUGGUGAUGAGGGGUCACUGGGGACCAAGGUGGAGUCUCCCUCCCACUGCAGCUCCUCAACCCUCCUAGUAGAAGGGCAGAAAUGGUCCUUGGGCUGCUGUCCACCCAUCCCUGAGAAACAUCGGUGCCGGCCAAGUACCUCAAAAAAUAGGGGAGGAAGCUCUUUGGGACUCUACUCUCAGAUUCCCGUAAAAUGCCAUUGAGUUCGCUCUUCCACAUCCCCAUGUGUGAACCCCACACUGAUGGGCAAGUGUCAUUGACCAAAAGAUGCCAAAGCACAGGAUAACCAUUUAGGCAUGGCUGCUUGAGUGCAAUAGAGAGGCGAGUGGAGGGGUGACAGGAGUUUGCACGACUGGGCUGCAAAGGGGAGGAGCACACUGUGCCCCCAGCUUGCUGUCUGCAGCACCCACUUUGCUAGUUUGCUCUCUGUCUCUGGCCCUUGGGUGGAGGAAACUGGGAGGUCUUCAGGUAUUGGAAGGUUUAACUUCUUGUGAUCAGCAUGUGAGGCAAGUAGAUGAGGGAUAGACCCCCCACCCCAACACCCGUUCUUGGCAGGAGGGUCAUGGAUGGAUGGAUGGAUGGAUGCAUGGAUGGGAAGAGAUCACGCGCCUCAUGGGGCAGGGUGAAUGUGCGAGUACCAGGUGAGGGGGAGCAGUGCCAGGCCUCUCGCUGGGUCUCUGUCCUACUGCAGCUUCCUGCAGCACCGCAAAGGGCUCUAGCUCGAGCAGGACCAAACCCCCCCUGGUGCGCUGGCCUGGGCAUGGGGAGAGGAGGUUUCUCACACCCUCUGUUCCAGCCAGGAGGUGUGUGGUCAUCCCAGAGCUGGCCCAGCAGAGCCCCUUCCCCUUCCCAUCCCAUUCCCCUCUGCCCAUCAUGUCGCAGCAGCUCCCUCAGCCCUUUCUGAUGCUCUGUGGACCAGCAGCGGCCGAGCUGCCUCCUGCCUCCCCAGGUGUCCUCAGCACAAAGCUCUCCUUAGAAGACCGAUCACUCUUGGCUUCAAGGGAGAGUCUCAUACCAAGAACCGAAGCCUCUAAUCCUCCGUUGAACUGGUACAAAGGCAUUCUGUACAGUGUAUAAAGAGAUCCCUCCCUGCUGUCUUCACUUCCUUUCUAUAAGGUAUAAUAUAUGUUUAUAACCUGAUGGCUGGUUUUUGACAAUACUCUUGUACCAUUUAAGGGGAAAAAAAAGUAAUAAAAAAAAAACCAAACCCCAAACAACCCAAAGUAUUUAUUUGAAAAGUUUAUUUUAAAGAUAAGAAAAAAAAAAUAACCUAUUUAUUUUAAUGCACCCUCUUCUGUUUGGUUUUCUUCUCUCGCAAAGCUGAUAACUGUUACUGAACCACUGCUGAGAUGACAGAAGUAAUUCUAUGGGUGGCUUCACAUGCCCACUUAGAGCAACUAUUCAAUAAAAAUAUAUAUUAAUUUUGAA